CUCUCUCUCGCUCUGUGUGUAUGUCGCUGGAGCGCUACACCACUGUUAUUGAUGAUUUCCCCUCGACAUGUCCAUGGUAACUGUCCUGUCUAACGUCUGAUCAGCCGCGAGGAGCCAAGCAGUGUGUGAAAAUGGAGCCGGACGAAAAAAAAACGGACCCAAAAUACGGGGAGUCCAGGAAGUUUGACCCCAACUUCAAAGGGCCGCUUCACAACAGGGGCUGCACAGAUGUCCUGUGCUGUAUUCUCUUCAUCUUGGCCUUGUUGGGUUACUUUGCUGUUGGUAUCGUCGCCUGGUCUCAGGGUGACCCCAGGAAAGUGAUCUAUCCCACGGACAGCAGGGGCCAGUUCUGCGGACAAGCUGGGACCCCUCUGGAGAGGAAGCCUCUUCUGUUCUACUUCAACAUCUUGAAAUGUGCCAGCCCUCUGGUGCUGCUGGAGUUCCAGUGUCCCACCACACAGUUAUGCGUGGAGAGCUGCCCCGACAGGCAUCUGACGUUGGUGAAAGCCAAGUUAGGCAGCAAAGAAGACCGUGAAUACUUCCAACAGUACUGUAAGGAUGGAGUGAACUUUGCUAAAUUGAGUCCACCCGAGAUCCUGAAAGACGGCUUGUGUCCUGCCAUGCUGAUGCCAAGCAAAGCCUUCACGCGCCGCUGCCUUCCGGCCUUGGGAACACUGAAAGGUGGGGUCGUGGUGGUGGGCAACGAGACCACUUUCGAUGCCGGACAGGGCUACAACAUCAACGCCACAGACGUGCUGGAGGCGUCCAAGAAAUCGAAUGUGGUUGUUGAGGCUCGCCAGGUGGCCAUGAGAAUCUUUGAGGACUACACUCAGUCCUGGCACUGGAUUUUACUUGGGCUGGUCAUCGCCAUGGUUGUGAGCUUGAUUUUCAUCGUCCUGCUGCGAUUCCUGGCUGGCAUCAUGGUCUGGGUCAUGAUCGUUUUGGUCAUUUUGGUCAUCGGAUAUGGCAUCGCCCACUGUUACAUGGAGUUUGCGAGUCUGAAGGGAGAUCCGGGCUCUGACGUCACCAUCCGUGACCUGGGCCUGCAGACGGACUUCUCCGUCUACCUGCAGAUCAGACAGACCUGGCUGGCCUUCAUGAUCAUCCUGGCUAUUGUGGAGAUCGUCGUCAUCCUGCUCCUCAUCUUCCUCAGGAAGAGAAUCAUGAUUGCCAUCGCCCUCAUCAAAGAGGCCAGCAGAGCUGUUGGUCACGUGAUGUCAUCGCUGUUAUACCCCCUGCUGACCUUUGCCCUCCUCGCCGUGGUGAUUGCUUACUGGGCCAUCACAGCUGUUUUCUUGUCCACCUCCAACGACCAGGUGUACAAAGUGUUCAACAACUCUGAUUGUGAGUACGCAAGAGAGACCUGCAACCCCAAGACUUUCAACACUUCCAACGUUUCAGCGGUGUGUCCUGAUGCAGAGUGCCUGUUUGCCUUCUACGGUGGGGAGACCCUCUACCACAAAUACCUCAUCCUGUUCCAGUUCUACAACGUCUUUCUCUUCUUCUGGUGCGCCAACUUUGUGACGGCCCUGGGCCAGGUCACUCUGUCGGGGGCCUUCGCCUCAUAUUACUGGGCCUUCAAGAAGCCCGAUGAUAUCCCCGCCUUCCCCAUCUUCUCCUCGCUCGGUCGGGCCCUUCGAUACCACACAGGCUCCCUGGCUUUUGGCUCCCUGAUCCUGUCCAUGGUCCAGGUCAUCAGGGUCCAUCUGGAGUACUUGGAUCACAAGUUGAAAGGUGCUCAGAAUAAGUUUGCCAAGUUCCUGCUAAGCUGCAUGAAGUGCUGCUUCUGGUGUCUCAACAGGUGCAUCAAGUUUCUCAACAGGAACGCCUACAUCAUGAUUGCCAUCUAUGGAAAAAGUUUCUGUCCUUCAGCCAGAGACGCCUUCUUCCUUCUGAUGAGGAACAUUGUCAGGGUGGCUGUUUUAGAUAAAGUGACUGACUUCCUGCUGUUUCUUGGGAAGCUCCUCAUUGUUGGAAUCGUUGGCAUCUUCUCUUUCUUCUUCUUCUCUGGGAGAAUCAGUGCCAUAGAGGACGCGGCCCCGUCCCUGAACUACUACUGGGUGCCAAUACUGACGCUGGUAGUGGGAUCCUACCUCAUCGCCCACGGCUUCUUCAGCGUGUACGCCAUGUGCGUGGACACACUGUUCCUCUGCUUCUGUGAGGACUUGGAGAGAAACGACGGCUCGUCCGAACGGCCUUACUUCAUGUCCCUCGAGCUGCACGAAAUCCUCUCCAAGGCGACGGAGGAAGACCACGAUGGUGUCGAGCAGGGGGAUUCUGCAAAGCAGGCGGACGAGGUGAAGGUGGAGGAGGAGACUCCUCUUCAGGAGCAACCAGACGGGCAGAUACAACUGAAACAGCACGCCGUGCUGAAGCAGGGCAACGAGGAGCAGCAGCCGCUGCAGGCCGACGCUGAAGAGGAGAAAAAAGAGGAAGAAGAAGAAGAGAAAGUGAUUCAGGAGGAGGAGUCUGAGCAGAGAGAAGAAGCUGAGAAGAAAGAAGAGGUGGAAACGCAGGAGAUGAAACACGAGGAGAAGAAAGAGAAGGAGGAGGUGGAGAAAGAGAAGACUGGUGAAAAGGAAGAAAAUCCUCCCGCUGCGCCACAAGAGUAGAAGUCCCCAGCAAUGAAAGGCGAAGAAAUGAGGCUCGGUAAACCUCACAAGAUGGAUAGAAAUGUUUCUACGACUUAGCUGAAGCUUAAAUAUGAGAGGGCCCUGCUGUGCGAGAGGUGCCGCGUGCGGCUGGAGAGGCUGGUUGUCCACGUGCGAAGGUCAAAGCAGGUCAAAAGCCCGGUGCAUCUCUGUAGCUUGGAAAACAAAAAAAAAGCUCUCUCGUGUUGGUUUUAGAACAGUGUUGGUUUCGAUAUUGUGACGAUCUGUAGAACAUCGUGAGUGCUGAACCUGUGCCUGAUUGCUGUCACUGAUAUUUGUUGUCUUAAUCUGGUUGCCUAAUGCACUACAAAACCGUGUUUACAGUCAAAACACACACAUCUCAAUCAACGGUGAAUCUCUUUUCACUGUUUACAAUAAUACCAGCCAACGCCAAAAUGUUACACAUAUUUGAUAUAAUGUAUGAAUAUUGCAUUUUUCUUUUCCUAUGGAACUAUAUAUAUAUAUAUGUAUAUAUAGCUGCAGCAUUGUACGUCUGUUAUGUAUUUUCUUGGGCUUCAGGCCCGUAGAGAUCCGAGAUGGGAUUCCACGUAUUGUAUUGCCACCUACUUGCCUUGGUAUUUCGGACUGGCGUAAGUGCUGCGUUUGUGUCGCCGUGACGCAAUCGCCGUGACCUCUCUGCGGACCCCCCGUCCCCCUGUCCCAGUAGUUAACUGAUUCCACCCGCCUCGCUGUGCCCCUGUCCUCUCGCUGUCUCUCUAUCUAAGUGCUGCAUGGUUUUGACAUGGCCUUCUGAAUGCUCCCGACUAACAACUUAAUACUCUGGAUGCUUUUGUACCGUUUUUUGUGUUUGUCACCUUGUGAAAGAUGUAAGUUGAUUUUUCUCAAUGAAUUUACUGAUGGCAUUCCAUAUUUAUUGGAUGUAAAUCUUGAUUAAAGGUGAUUGUAGUUAA
Gasterosteus aculeatus aculeatus (three-spined stickleback) is the source of this 3562-nucleotide messenger RNA. It is a transcript of the gene slc44a2, whose product is annotated as solute carrier family 44 member 2 (CTL2 blood group). Gene Ontology annotation, molecular function: transmembrane transporter activity. Lineage: Eukaryota; Metazoa; Chordata; Actinopteri; Perciformes; Gasterosteidae. Gene Ontology annotation, biological process: transmembrane transport. The record is from RefSeq and is a predicted model, not a curated record. Gene Ontology annotation, cellular component: membrane.